AUGCCCUUCUACCAGAUGCAUCCCACCCGCGCACUUGAGAUGCUCAUGCCGGUAGUGGCGAUACAGCUUCUUCUCAACGAAGCCACGGCGAGCACUGUCAGCCUAACAAACCAGGCUCCCGGCCUUCUUCUAAAGCGUCUUCAGGAAAUCUUGACCAACAUCGUUUUGCUCUGCCGAACUCAGGAGUGGUAUGCCACACAUCAUCUCAUGUGCAACUACUGCCGCGAAUUCUCCUCUACGCAGGUGCUGCUCAUUGAAGAAGCAAGAGCAGCGCUGGUUGAAAGAUUUGACGAGGACUAUGAGAUACAGCAGCAAGGAUUUAUGAUCAUUAGGCAGAUCGGAAUAGGACAUGUUCUCCUUUACCGCGAGCUUAACUAUGUCUUCAACACCACCCUGUAUCUCGCUUUCACGGCCCGGGAAACAGUUCAUGAUUUCAAUCAUGAUCUCCGCUCGAUCAUGUGGUACUUCUUCCAGCAGCUGUCCACCGAACAUGGCACCAUCUGGCAGGAGACAACAUCAGAGCUCUUUGCCCAAUUCCAUUCGGAUGAUCUACGCUUGGAGGGAGCUAGGAACCUCUGGAAUCAAGAGCUGGCCGAUGCGCGGGAGGAACAUUGGCAGAGACGACCAUGCGCGGGAGGUAGGAUAGUUGAUCUCCUUCCCAGCAGAUUUUUAAUUUCUGUGAGAUGUUGA
Symbiodinium sp. CCMP2592 is the source of this 690-nucleotide messenger RNA. Lineage: Eukaryota; Dinophyceae; Suessiales; Symbiodiniaceae. The record is from the annotation of a GenBank genome assembly.